Diaporthe citri is the source of this 1446-nucleotide messenger RNA. RefSeq lists its product as uncharacterized. The record is from RefSeq and is a predicted model, not a curated record. The transcript has a single exon. NCBI's taxonomy places the organism in Eukaryota, Fungi, Ascomycota, Sordariomycetes, Diaporthales, Diaporthaceae. Bases 1 to 1446 code for a protein of 481 amino acids.
AUGAUCCCGAGAUUCCUGUUCCGGGGUUGGAAUACCGCAAGCGGUGGCAAUCAUAGAUUGAAUACGACAAGCGCUGUCACUCCCCAUGCAUUCUACGGCUCGGACAAGGAACCACACGACAAGUCUAUAUUCCAAAUGCCCACAGCACAGAUCAAGUCCGAGGUUCAGAUGCAUCUAGAGGGGCGACGUGGAAAAAGCCAUUUCAGUUCCUGGGCAGCAAAUUUGCAAACAGCGUUGAACUUUGCAGGCCCCGGAAACGAUGCGUACGUGGCCGUGUUCGAUACCUCACUUCGUGGGAAGCACAACGAAAUCUACCACGUUCACGCCCUUAGAGAAAUGGGCCUCACUGCAUACGUAAUCCCCGAAGAGUACCUUGUGUAUGGCCCCGUCACGGGUGAAGCGUACACAUGCGUGUCGGUAAAGCAGCUUCGCAAUCAGGGCAUGCACAUCACCGAUGGGGCUCGUAGCGGCAGACCAGAAGUGUUACGAGCCCCACCAGAAGUCACAAAGAACGACUUGGCACACGCCAGCAAGAUUGCCAACAUGUUUCGACCGAUCAGCCAUGCCAUGGGCCCUGACCUAUUCUUGACAGUGUUUGCGGCUGAGCUGAGCCGGCUUUUUCGUACAGAUCGAGGAUACAACCCCGGCUCAGGAUGGUCGCAGAAGGACAACAAAGCAAUUUUGGUGCACCUGUCAGAUGCUGUAGAUCUUGCCUCCAAGCUAUCUCCCAAGCAGUCACUGGUGAAUCCAAAGACCUACGUCCAUGGCUUUUCCCAGCUGAAAGCCAUGGUCGAUAUCCUCAUGACGGUUGGACUUGGAAUUGACAGGAAGAGAUCCGAGAUGUCCAAAAAGUCGUCAUCUACAUCACGCGUAUCACCGGCAUCAGGGCAGAAGAGGAAGGCUGACGACAGUCAAGUGUCAACUGAUUCCAAAGUGGUUGAAUUCGCGCUGCAGAAAGCGCUCCCUCGCGAUCUACUUGAGGAUCUGGCUCGACAUGGGAGCACGUUCCAAGGAAGGCUACAAGCCACACGGAAGCAGCUUGAUUCCAACACCGACGGUUUGGGCGCAAAAGCUCAGGCGCUGAAGGACAAGCUAGUUCACACGGAGAGAAGGCUGAAGGCCUUGAGCAUCGACCCGAAAAGAAAUGCACUGAGUACCUCAAUACUCUUUGAUCUGGACGAACUGACCAAACAGGCUCAAACCUUCACUACCAGAUUACAACAUGCAGAAGCGUCACUUGCUGUACUUCAAAAGUCCUGCAAUGAAAACAUCGAAUCGAUUGGAAAGGAAGGGGACCCCUCUGUUCUCCGGGGUCCUCAGAAACCUCGCCAUGAAUCGCCUCCACCUCGACCAAGUGUACCAUUGCAACCAAAGGCGGUGGCAGAACAGAGUGAGGGUUUCCAAGGCCGGGAGAAACGUGUGAAGAAGAAAAUUCCAAGUACGUGA